Messenger RNA from Arvicanthis niloticus (Nile rat), 2610 nucleotides. It is a transcript of the gene Abcd2, whose product is annotated as ATP binding cassette subfamily D member 2. Gene Ontology annotation, molecular function: ATP binding; long-chain fatty acid transmembrane transporter activity; ABC-type transporter activity. Gene Ontology annotation, cellular component: peroxisomal membrane. The record is from RefSeq and is a predicted model, not a curated record. Gene Ontology annotation, biological process: peroxisome organization; very long-chain fatty acid catabolic process; long-chain fatty acid import into peroxisome. NCBI's taxonomy places the organism in Eukaryota, Metazoa, Chordata, Mammalia, Rodentia, Muridae.
AGCUCAGGCUGCUGAGGGACUCGCCCCCAGUGGAUGCGGUGGAGUUUGAGCUUUGCUGCAUCCGUCACAGAAGAACAAAAAAUAAGAGGAGAGGAGACGAGCUGCAGAACAUGGGAGGCUGUGAGGUUUUCUGAAACGUUUGCUGGACUUUCCGCGGAGCAUGAGCUUUUAAAACGAAUUUUUAAAAAAGAAACCCAUUUGUGUAGCUGGAAAAAUGAUACACAUGCUAAAUGCUGCAGCCUAUCGGGUGAAAUGGACCAGAUCUGGUGCUGCUAAAAGGGCUGCCUGCCUGGUGGCUGCGGCAUAUGCUCUGAAAACCCUCUAUCCCAUCAUUGGCAAACGUUUAAAGCAGCCUGGCCACAGGAAGGCGAAAGCAGAAGAUUACCCGCCUACAGAGAACAGAGAAAUACUGCAUUGCACAGAGAUCAUCUGUAAAAAACCUGCGCCGGGGCUAAAUGCAGAUUUUUUCAAACAGCUACUAGAACUUCGGAAAAUCCUCUUUCCAAAACUUGUGACCACUGAAACGGGGUGGCUCUGCCUCCACUCGGUGGCUCUAAUCUCAAGAACAUUUCUGUCUAUCUAUGUGGCUGGUCUGGAUGGGAAAAUCGUGAAAAGCAUCGUGGAAAAGAAGCCUAGGACUUUCAUCAUCAAAUUAAUCAAGUGGCUUAUGAUUGCUAUCCCCGCUACCUUUGUCAACAGCGCUAUCAGGUACCUGGAGUGCAAACUGGCACUGGCCUUUAGAACUCGCUUAGUAGACCAUGCCUAUGAAACCUAUUUUGCAAAUCAGACUUAUUAUAAGGUGAUAAACAUGGAUGGGCGGUUGGCAAACCCCGACCAGUCUCUCACAGAAGACAUCAUGAUGUUCUCGCAGUCUGUGGCUCACCUGUAUUCCAACCUUACUAAACCUAUUCUAGAUGUAAUUCUAACCUCCUAUACUCUCAUCCGGACAGCUACAUCCAGAGGAGCAAGCCCCAUAGGACCCACCCUGUUAGCAGGACUUGUGGUGUAUGCCACCGCUAAAGUACUGAAAGCUUGCUCGCCCAAAUUUGGUUCGCUGGUGGCUGAAGAGGCCCAUAGGAAAGGCUACUUGCGGUAUGUUCACUCCAGAAUCAUAGCCAAUGUGGAGGAAAUUGCCUUCUACAGAGGACAUAAGGUAGAAAUGAAGCAACUGCAGAAAUGUUACAAGGCUUUAGCCUAUCAGAUGAACCUUAUCUUAUCCAAACGCUUAUGGUACAUCAUGAUAGAACAAUUCCUGAUGAAGUAUGUGUGGAGCAGCUGUGGACUGGUCAUGGUGGCUAUCCCUAUCAUCACUGCAACCGGCUUCGCCGAUGGCGAUCUGGAAGACGGUCCAAAGCAGGCUAUGGUUAGCGAUCGGACAGAGGCCUUUACCACUGCCCGAAAUUUAUUGGCCUCUGGAGCUGAUGCAAUUGAAAGGAUUAUGUCUUCAUACAAAGAGAUCACUGAACUAGCAGGCUAUACUGCUAGAGUGUACAAUAUGUUCUGGGUCUUCGAUGAAGUAAAGAGAGGCAUUUAUAAGAGAACUGUCACUCAGGAGCCUGAAAACCAUAGCAAGAGUGGAGGUACCCCAGAGCUACCCUUCAGUGACACCCUGGCCAUCAAAGGAACAGUUAUUGAUGUGGAUCAUGGAAUCAUUUGUGAAAAUGUUCCCAUAAUUACACCAGCGGGCGAAGUGGUGGCUUCCAGGCUAAACUUCAAAGUAGAAGAAGGGAUGCAUCUUUUGAUAACUGGUCCCAAUGGUUGUGGGAAAAGCUCUCUCUUCAGAAUCUUAAGUGGGCUGUGGCCUGUGUAUGAAGGAGUCCUUUAUAAACCACCUCCCCAACAUAUGUUCUAUAUUCCACAGAGGCCAUACAUGUCUCUUGGAAGUCUUCGGGAUCAAGUCAUUUAUCCUGACUCAGUGGAUGACAUGCAUGAGAAAGGUUACACAGACCAAGACCUAGAACGUAUUCUACACAGUGUGCACCUCUACCACAUCGUUCAAAGAGAAGGAGGAUGGGAUGCAGUCAUGGACUGGAAAGAUGUCCUUUCAGGAGGAGAGAAGCAGAGAAUGGGGAUGGCACGGAUGUUUUACCAUAAGCCGAAGUACGCGUUGCUGGAUGAGUGUACCAGUGCCGUGAGCAUCGACGUUGAAGGGAAGAUAUUUCAGGCUGCUAUCGGGGCUGGGAUUUCCUUACUGUCCAUAACACACAGGCCUUCUCUGUGGAAAUACCACACUCAUCUAUUACAGUUUGAUGGCGAAGGAGGCUGGCGCUUUGAACAGCUGGACACUGCUAUCCGUUUAACGCUAAGUGAGGAAAAACAGAAGUUGGAGUCACAGCUCGCUGGAAUUCCCAAAAUGCAGCAGAGACUCAAUGAACUAUGCAAAAUUUUGGGUGAAGACUCGGUGCUGAAAACAAUCCAAACUGCAGAGAAGACAUCCUAACUUAUCUUGACAUGUUUCAAGUUAACUUCUAGGUGAAGCCUCAGAGACUCUCUUUACUGCAUGCAGUAUGUUAAGCUAAGUGCAGAGAAAGCAAGCCAGCAAAAAAAGAAAAAGUAUUUUAUAUGAUUUUAGCAUCAAGGAAAUAUAAGACGACUUUUCAAAUGAAAAAA